Abrus precatorius (Indian licorice) is the source of this 1685-nucleotide messenger RNA. RefSeq names its product UDP-glycosyltransferase 87A1-like. The transcript has 2 exons. Gene Ontology annotation, molecular function: UDP-glycosyltransferase activity. NCBI's taxonomy places the organism in Eukaryota, Viridiplantae, Streptophyta, Magnoliopsida, Fabales, Fabaceae. The coding region runs from base 56 to 1429 and encodes 457 amino acids. The record is from RefSeq and is a predicted model, not a curated record.
AAGAUAGAAUAAUCAGGAAUCCCCAACCAAUCUCACUUACCCAAAUUUGCCGGCUAUGCAUAGCUCCGCCGCCGGCGUAUGCCACGUGGUGGCGAUGCCAUUUCCGGGAAGAGGGCACAUCAACCCCAUGAUGAGCCUGUGCAAGGUUCUGGCAUCGAAAAGACCCAACCAGAUUCUUAUAACCUUUGUCGUCACUGAGGAGUGGCUCGGCUUUAUCGGCGCCGAUCCCAAGCCGGACGCCAUCCGCUUCGCUGCCAUCCCCAACGUGAUCCAUGAGCGAGAGAAAGCUGCUAACUUUCCCGCCUUCUACGAAGCCGUAAUGACGAAGAUGGAAGCGCCGUUCGAGCGGCUUCUCGAUCGGCUCGAGCCGCCGCCAACUGCGAUUCUCGGCUGCGUUGAGCUUCGGUGGCCCAUCGCCGUCGCCAAUCGAAGAAAUAUUCCCGUGGCAGCGUUUUGGACUAUGUCGGCGUCGUUUUACUUCAUGCUACAUCACCUAGAUGUCUUUGCACGACACCGGCAUUUGACUGUUGAUAAAGAUACGCUGGAUGGACCAGCAGAGAACAUCCCAGGAAUUUCCUCAGCUGAUUUGGCAGACCUUCAAACCGUGCUUCAUGAAAAUGAUCAACGAGUCUUGCAGCUUGCAUUGGAAUGUAUUUCGAAAGUUCCCAAAGCAAACUAUCUAUUACUCACCACAGUCCAAGAGAUAGAAGCUGAAACAAUUGAUUCCUUAAAAGCUAUAUUCCCCUUUCCGGUUUAUGCUACUGGCCCUGCUAUACCUUACUUAGAGCUAGCAGAAAACCCUUCAGUGAACAAUGAUCAUAGCCAUGAUUAUAUAAAGUGGCUGGAUUCUCAGCCAGCUGAAUCAGUAUUGUACAUUUCUUUGGGUAGUUUCCUUUCAGUGUCCAGUGCCCUAAUGAAUGUAAUUAUUGAAGCACUAAACAAUUGCAACAUUGUUUACUUUUGGGUGGCUCGUGGGGAAACUUCAAGGUUGAAAGACAAGUGUGGAGAUAAGGGUAUGGUGGUGCCAUGGUGUGACCAAUUGAAGGUUUUGUCACAUUCUUCCAUAGGUGGGUUUUGGAGCCAUUGUGGAUGGAAUUCCACUCUUGAAGCUCUCUUUGCUGGUGUACCAAUGCUGACAUUCCCUCUUUUCUUGGAUCAAGUUCCAAAUAGCAGCCUAAUUGCAGAUGAGUGGAAGAAUGGGUGUAAGGUAGGGAAAUCAAAGUUGGAGAGUGAAGAUACUGUGGCAAAAGAAAAUAUAGAAGAGGUAGUUAAGAGGUUUAUGGAUAUUGAAAGUCAAGAGGGUAAGAAAAUUAGAGACAGGGCAAGAGGACUCAAGGUUAUCUGUCACAGAGCGAUUGUUAAAGGUGGAUCCUCAGAUGGGAACCUGGAUGCAUUUAUUAGAGACAUUUCAAAACCACUGAUGCGUUGAGAAGAUUGUGUUCAGUAACUUAAUCAAGCAAUGUUUUAAAGUAGAACUGAAGAAAUUGUAAUAGCAUACAAGCAUGUAGAUGAUAACAUUGUAAAAUCAGGUAGAACUGAAACUGAAAAGCUCUCUAAUAGUUUAAUUUGUGCUUCAACAUUCAGCAAUUUAAGAUCUACAAAUUGCUACUUGAAGCAUUAUGCUUAAUUACUUUUCAUUGUCAUAUGCUUCUACAUCUCUUAUUUACUUUUCCAGCGUUGUUUAU